AUGAAAAAGGCGGCUGUACUUUUCAUCAUCACCCUCUGUAUCAAAGGUAGCACGAUAUCGGUUUCCAUCAUCUUCUGGCCUCAAAUCUCUUCGUACGGGUCGCACUUUAUCGACUCCUUGUCGAAUUCUUCAGUCAUGGACGCAAAAAGGCGGUUGUCGUUCUUUAUGGGGAUAGGAAUGGUGUUCUUUCCAGGAGCAAACGGCAACAACUCUUGGAUCGAUAUUGAAACACCAUUGAAGAAAAGGACCACCAAGUCUUUGGUUGAUGGCUCAACUUACCAUUUGGUCAUGUCAGACGAGUUUAACGUAGAAAAUCGAACAUUUAAAGAUGGACACGAUCCGAUGUGGACGGCCCUAGAUAGAAGCGACGAUGACGCUUCAAGCGCUGGAGGUGGAUCCCUGCAGUUCUACAAUAGCUCCGCCGUUAGUACAGAAAAUGGCUUUUUAAAAAUUGCCACCUAUCUGGAAACCACUUCUUGGACUCGGUACGACCACGUCAACAAGCACUGGAAAACGGAAAGGACGAACUUUACUUCAGGUAUGGUCCAAUCGUGGAACAAAUUUUGCUUCACCGGUGGAAUAGUGGAGGUGGACGUUGUUUUUCCUGGCGAACCAUUCAUUGGGGGAUUGUGGCCAGCCGUUUGGAUGCUGGGUAAUCUUGGACGAGCUACGUACGAGGCCUCCACCAACAAUAUUUGGCCGUGGAGUUUCGAUACAUGUGAUCGUGAAAUGCAGGAUGCCCAAGCCAUUUCGGCUUGCAAUCGCGAAAAUCACUACGGAAUGCAUCCGUUUCAAGGGCGAGGUGCCACCGAAAUUGAUAUCAUUGAAGUUAUGACCGGUGAUUCCAACGGGCCGUUGCCGUCCACCGAACCACCCAUUACGUUGCCCUAUGGAGAUAUGACGUUACAGGUUGCGCCCGGUGUACCAAAAAAUCGACCUCAGAGUGGAUCGCUUCCUCUUCGGAAAAAUACUUUCUCCGACAAUGGGCAUACAGAGUUUUUGGCAAAUGUUUGGUACAAAGAUUUGGAAAUGCACGGCAAUACUUCAAUCAAUCCCUUUUUUUAUGGCACGUAUCUUGGAGAAACCAAACCUGGCGAACCCGUGACUCGCGGAAAGCAUGAAGCGUUUCAAGCCGAUGCGGUUGGAGCGGCCCAUCAGUUAACACCGGCGCACUUUAAGAGACCCCAUACCUUUCGGAUUGAGUGGCAACCAGGUAAAGGAGGACGACUGGAUUGGUACACUAAAGGCUAUCGCAUGAAUGAGACGACGUACAUGGAAGGUGAUGGUGAAGGACAGGAGUGGACACACGUAUUUUCACUCAAGGAUAAAUCCUUGAGCGAUUUGAUGGGGUCGCAGAUUCCGAAUGAACCAACAUAUCUUAUUUUCAAUACAGCCAUAUCCAGUACCUGGGGAUUUCCUUACGAUCCGCCCGACUGGUGUCCGAAAUGUUUUGACUGCAACGAUCCGACUUGCUCUUGUAACUUCUAUCCUGGCUUUUGCCAAAUGCUUGACUCGCGAACGGUUGCCAUGUUGAUUGACUCUGUCCGUGUAUACCAAUCCUUCAACACUUCGGCACACGUUGGCGGCAAGCAUACCUUGGGUUGCGAUCCACCGGAUUAUCCUACAAGAGAAUGGAUCACAGGCCACGAGUAUCGAUACAUGAGGAACGAGCCUUUUUCAUAUAAGGACAAAGCGCAUUCUUUACAACCAUUGCAACGAGGCGGUGGCGUUUGCCGAGACGAUUCGGAUUGUGGCGGAAACGUGUCUUUAACGAAUUUAACGGCCGUAUACGACAUGCUGGGAACUGACAGUGAGCGGAAACUUUUUUCGACGGAAUCGCGAGAGACGGUUGAUCUUGUCAUAAGUCAAGGCCAGUGUGCCUCGCAGACGAACACAUUCUUCUCAAGCAAGUCAUGGACGGGGAAAGUUUGUCGGUGUAGAGUGGGCUUUACGGGGCCAAUGUGCUUAUCGUUGGAUCGCAUAGAUACUUUCCCAAGUGCGCACAAAAUAAGGACAGACGUAUCGCCUUUCAAUCGGAUUGCCAAUUUUGAAGCCCCAACGUUCAUGCUGACGGCAAUCGCCAGCAUGAUUGUUAUGCUGCUUUCUAUUUUGGUCUCCAAAGUUGUAGACGAAAAGAAAGCAAGGAAACGAAAGUCGGUGUCGAGACAGUUCAAACGUCCCACUUUUGUCACAACAAGCAAUGACUCCAACGUCACCAUCAUUACCGGUACCAGCAUAUGAGCAUGAUAGCCAAAUACAAUGCUAACAAUACCAUUACUAAUUGAAUAUGCGUUCCACAUCAGACCACGGUCUCAGGAUGUGAACUUUAAAUGUGAUGAUUGCUUGAUUUAAGCAACUUUGAGACAGUUGUUGUAAACAGACCGGUGGAAGAACACUAAUGUAAUUCCAACAAGGACUGGCUGUGAGUUCUAAAUUUGUGGAAAGACGACUGGUUAUUUUUUCAAAAACAUGUAAUCAAUAUACGUUAGCCUU
This is a messenger RNA of Phaeodactylum tricornutum CCAP 1055/1, 2493 nucleotides long. RefSeq lists its product with no specific name. Lineage: Eukaryota; Bacillariophyta; Bacillariophyceae; Surirellales; Neidiaceae. Gene Ontology annotation, biological process: (1->6)-beta-D-glucan biosynthetic process. Gene Ontology annotation, molecular function: glucosidase activity. The record is from RefSeq and is a predicted model, not a curated record. The coding region runs from base 1 to 2241 and encodes 746 amino acids. Gene Ontology annotation, cellular component: endoplasmic reticulum membrane; plasma membrane. The transcript has 5 exons.